Molecule: messenger RNA, 878 nt
Organism: Aspergillus heteromorphus CBS 117.55
Lineage: Eukaryota; Fungi; Ascomycota; Eurotiomycetes; Eurotiales; Aspergillaceae
Exons: 2
Biological process (GO): intronic box C/D snoRNA processing; tRNA processing; nuclear-transcribed mRNA catabolic process, RNase MRP-dependent
Cellular component (GO): nucleolar ribonuclease P complex; ribonuclease MRP complex
Molecular function (GO): ribonuclease MRP activity
Source: RefSeq, a predicted model, not a curated record
GUCUUCCAAGUCCCCAAAUCCAACGUCGAAGUCAUCCGCGGCCUGAAGUCUCGGGAGAAGACCCUCGCCAUUACCGACCUGGAUAUUGGAUCACAAAGCGAGGAUGAAUUCCUGGAACAUGCGCAUCGAAGGCUAGAGGAAGCAUUGGUACAGAAAUAGCUCACGAAAAGAUAGAUGUGCUGCUUGGAUGGGAGGUAAACAUCGGUUGGUUCUGCGGCGAAACGUGACGUGACAUCACGGGGAUCUUCCCGACCGACCGACCGACCGACUGCCGCCCGUUUUCUUUUCCGAAUCAGCAUCCAUCCCGCAGCUUCAACUUUCGCAUCGCAUCGCAUUGCAUCGCAUUACAUCGCGUCGCAUAACAACCAACUGUCAUAAAUAGCGAGCUAAUCCUUCUCCGCGAUCAAUCGCAAUUUCAACUGCCACCCAACAACCACAAUGUCACCCCCUCUCCCCGAACCAACAGCAGCAACAGCAGCCACGAAACGCAAAUCCCCAUCGUCAUCAUCCUCAACACCCAAAACCAUCCACUUCACCGCGCGCAAUCCCCCAUGGACCUAUCUCAAACUCCAACUCACCCCCCAACCAACUCCCUUCUCCUCAACCUCCUCAACAUCCACAUCCACCACCCCCCUCGACCCCCUCACAGCACGAACCUACCUCUCCGCCGCCCUCACCCAAUUCCUCGGCCUAACCGGCACCUCCAUCCCCAUCGACAUUCUCAAAAUCUCCUCAUCCCCCGAAGUAUCAGACCCGAAAUCGAAAUCAACAGCAACAGCAACAGCAGACAAAACCAUCUGGGUCCGCGUUCCCCGCGACGACGCCUCCGCCGUCGUGGCCGCGCUGAGUUCCUGGAUCGGAGGGGGUACGGGUGGCGG